Salvelinus sp. IW2-2015 is the source of this 758-nucleotide messenger RNA. Its product is annotated as low density lipoprotein receptor adapter protein 1-A. NCBI's taxonomy places the organism in Eukaryota, Metazoa, Chordata, Actinopteri, Salmoniformes, Salmonidae. The record is from RefSeq and is a predicted model, not a curated record.
UGACACAMACACUAUUUUAUCCUCUUGGGAUUCCCUCUCAUGACGUAUGCUUGCAUGGGGAUUGCCCAUUCGGUUGAUUGACAGAUAUAGCGCCGCCCAAAUUAAAGUCAUCCCAAGAAUCAAAGCCCCGAAGUCAACAACAGUCUUGGAGCUCUAAGGUCUAGAAAUAACCUGACUACAAACACGUCAAGUUUCCUUGUCCUAAAGUCGGCGAUGGAURCCAUAAGGUCGGCUGGAAGAGCUAUCAUUCGAAGUCCAAGUAUGGCGAAACGGUCUUGGAAUACGGGCAAACAUAAAAAACUUCCUGAGAACUGGACAGACAUGACAGAGACUGUUGUAGAUGGCAUGACCUUUAACCUCCGUCACCUAGGCAUGACCCUGGUGGAUCAGCCCAAAGGAGAGGAACUAUCAGCAGCUGCGGUCAAGAGGAUUGUUGCCACGGCCAAAGCGGGAGGCCAGAAGCCUCAGAAGACGUCUCUAAAGGUUUCUCCUCAGGGUUUAAUGCUGUACGACAGUCUAACCAACCAGCUACUAGACAACAUCUCCAUAUACAGAUGUUGCCACUGGUAACCUACUGGACCUGGAGGARCUGACUCAUGUUGCCGYGGUUCUGGAAACCAAUGGCAACGAGGAGUUCAAGGUGGACAACCACACUGCUCCCGAGCACAAUGAUGACAACAACACUGUCUGGGAAAUUGAGGAAGACUUGGAUGAAGCUUUUUCUAGCCCCAGGCUGGAUAACUAUGAGUCGUCUCCAG